Nomia melanderi (Alkali bee) is the source of this 2454-nucleotide messenger RNA. It is a transcript of the gene mi, whose product is annotated as cyclin E-interacting protein minus. The record is from RefSeq and is a predicted model, not a curated record. NCBI's taxonomy places the organism in Eukaryota, Metazoa, Arthropoda, Insecta, Hymenoptera, Halictidae.
UCCGCCUUAACGUUUAAAACGUGUGUCGUCAGUUGCAUGACGUACAAGCUGCCAGUGUUGUGCAUAGCAAAGUGCCUGAAUUAGAAGGGAAGCAAAUGAAUUUGGCUUUUAGCCAGUGAAUUAUCGAGCGAAGAAAUUUUAAACGUCGAUAGAUUACAAGACACAAUGCCAUGGAUUGCUGUUAUUUUAACAGAAAUGGAAGUUUUGAGACAAAAAGAGAACUUCCAAACAUUUCUAGCCCAGAGAUGUUUAACAGCGACGAUGAAGAUGAUAGACAAAACGAUGAAGUAAUAGAACAUGAGCCAGAGGCAAUACCAAUUAGUCCUGAGAAACCUUCUCAAGCUGAUUUAAUUGCUAAAUCUGAUAAUAAUUUAUUAGGCAGAAUUAAUAAAUUUUUGAGCGGAAUACCCCCACCACCUAAGCAUACAAUUUGCCGAGCUGACUGUUCAGAACUUUUAUUACGUAUUUAUGAAAAUAGCCAUCUCUUUUGGACACCAAAUGUGUUGCCGGAGAAACAAUCGCGACCUGAUGUAAACCAAGAUUCUCCAGAGCAACAGAAAGAAAAUAUCAGUACAAAUAAUUCUGUGCAACUCAGCAGAAAUACACCUAGAAAUUUAUCUACUGCUUUUGAUGCAUGUGAUCCACAAUGUCAAAAUAAUAUUAGUAAUAAUCUAGAUACAAAGGAUGUUAAGAAUAAUAUUUGCCGUGAUAAUUUUAGAAUAGAACAAGUAGUUCCUACUAAUAAGAAAAAUAUAUCAGACAAUCAAAUAAGUACCACAACAAAGUCUUUGAAAACUGAUCAAGAGCAAUUACUUCUUUAUCAUACAGUCAGUGAAAAAGAAGCUGCCAGUUUAACGUGGCCUGAAGCAUAUUUCCACAAAUUUCAUGAAAUUUAUUAUAACAGAAAUAAAGCUAUGGAGGAUUUCGAAAAUUUGUCAAUAAAAUUAUACCAGAGAUACAUAGGGGCUGAAACUCAAUCCACUUGUACUGUUUGGUUCUCCAAGCCAGCACCAGGAAGCGCCAAAAAACGAAAUCUUUUAGCUAAACGUGAUAAUGGUCAAAGUCCGGGGAAAAGACUAAGUCAUUUAACGCGAAGGCGGAGAACAUUCUCUAGUGCGAAUUUACAAGGACUAGCGCUCAAUAAUAAGAAAAUGCUAGUGUUAAAUAUUAAGAAACCUACUAUUAAGAAAGGUAAAAGUCCACGGGGAAAAAGUCCUCGCUGUAAAAGCCCGAGAGGGACCCCUAGGAGUUCAACAAAGAAGAAAGUAGCUCGAAGACUUGUUUUAGACGGCCCCAGUCCUUUGAAAGCGAAAGUAGAGACAUCAAAGCGGGCCUUGUUUCAAAGUCCUCCCUCCGAUAGAGCCGGUCCGAGCAAGAUAUUGUCGAGUGGAACGAAUGCCCAGAGUAUUAAACGCGCAUUAUUCAGUAGCGGGUCAAAGGAAAAUAAUGCUGAAGCAAUGCAAAAGAUAGAAGAGUCCAGAAAAAGGAAAAGCGAAGAAGAAUUGGAGGGGCCACGAUUCAAGUGGCCGAAAAGUUUAUCUUUCGAUUGCACUCAUGAAAUGCAUAAUAAUUCUGCAACCGCAUGGGAUAGACAUUCAUCUAGUAGCAUAAUCGACAAAAAUAAAGUGAUUUCAAACGAGGGGAAAACAGAACUUAGCGAUACGCAUAGGAAGAAACUACUGUGGGCAGUAGCAGAGGCUUUACGAGGGAAAGGGAUCGGCAUGACUCAUCCGCAAUUCAAGCAGUAUGCUACGAACUUAGCGCGGACCAUCAAGAAAUAUAUGCCCGAUCUCGAGAACAGAAAUAUUCCCCGCAAGCCAGGGAGUACGAGUGACCGGAUGUUGAAACUAGCGAAACAUCACGUUUUAUUCAUAAUUGAAGCGGGUCCAACCGACUGACAAUACUCAUUGCUGCUAGACACAAAGAAACUGACUCAACUUUACACAAAGUUUACAUUAUUUAAAGUACAAGCGAUCAUUGGUAUGUUAAGAUAGCAUAUGCACGCGAACGGUGACUUUUAUUUAACAAAGUGUAUAGUGAGAUAAAAUUUGAUGAAUUGUAUUAUAAUUGAAACUGCACGCGAAAAAUAUUUCGGAGUGCGGGUACGUGUGACUGUUCAAAAAAAAGGAAAGUGGUGUUUGUGAAGUAUUAGAUAUUUUUUACUGCAUAAACAUAAAUAAGAGAGGUUGUUUUAAAUAUGCCUAUUUUUUUAUUAGCGGUAAAAUAGUAUAUAUAUAUAUAUAUUUCACAACUUAUAAAUAAUUAAUAAAAGGUGCUUUUUUUUAAAAUAAAAACGUAAUUUGCAAUUAAUUUUAGAAACAACGCAUGUAUACAUGUACAUAUAUAUAUAUAAUAUAGAUCCUUCAUAUCUAGCAUACGGUUGUGUCUAAAACAUCAAGGAGGGCGAGUAAAAAAAUAAAGACUAAUCGCGUUUGCAGCCGCGAUACUCGUUUA